Messenger RNA from Sus scrofa (pig), 1455 nucleotides. RefSeq names its product chromosome 6 C18orf21 homolog (gene RMP24). Lineage: Eukaryota; Metazoa; Chordata; Mammalia; Artiodactyla; Suidae. The record is from RefSeq and is a predicted model, not a curated record.
AUCUAGGGGGCGAUGGCGGUUGAGGAAAUGACCACCGGUAUGAGAGGAGGCUAUCAAUCAGAUAAAGACCAGAAGCAGGCGUCAGACUCGGCUUUCAACCUAGCCACCCCGGCCCAAUCAAGCUGCUCCGCACAGCCUCUUGUACUAAGCGAUCCGCGCCUGGCCAGCGAGGACCGCUAGGGACCUGGAGGCGGGCCCGGCGCAGGGAGGGCGGGCCAGCGCAGGGGACCGGACGCAAAGGAACCGGAACCCUUCAGCUGAGGGCGCCUGUUUCCAGAGGGAGCUCGGAUCCUGACGUCAAAGUUUCCAGCCGGCUUUCGGAGUCUCUUUGCGUCCCUGCGUAUCAGAGAUGUGGAAUUGGCGGUGACGAUGAGGCAGAAGCACUACCUUGAGGCUGCGGCAUGGAAACUACAAGAUAGCUGCCCGGGCCAGGCCCGCUAUCUCCUCUGGGCCUACAGUUCGUCACACGAUGAUAAAAGCACUUUUGAAGGAACAUGUCCAUACUGUUUCCAGUUGCUGGUUCCAGAUAAGUCUAGAGUGCGCCUCAAGCCCAAGCCCAAACUGACACCCAAAAUACAGAAACUUCUUAAUCGAGAAGCAAGAAAUUAUACACUCAGUUUUAAAGAAGCAAAAAUUCUGGAAAAGUACAAAGAAUCCAAAAGUGUAUUGCUGAUUACUUGUAAAACAUGCAACAGAACAGUCAAGCAUCAUGGUAAAAGUAGAAGCUCUCUAUCAGCAUUCAAGAGCAAUCCUUCCACUCCUGCAAGUAAACUCAGCCUGAAGACCCCAGAGAGAAAGACUCUAAGCUCUGCAAAUCUAAAUCCUGUUAUGUCUGGUUCCAAAGGCAAGAGCCCAGCUUUGAAUUUCAGAACACCUACAUCUGGACAGUCAACACCUAUUAGUUCCUCAAAGAAUGUGAACAAAACAAAGAAACGCUUCUCUCAACUAAAAAUGUUGCUUAGUCAGAGUGAAUCCGAAAAGAAUCCAAAGGUGGACUUCAGAAAUUUCUUAUCUUCUUUGUAAAGGAUGGACUAUGAAAAAAAAAAAAGUUCAAUACAGUUUCUGAAACUAACUCAGAAAAACAGCUUUUUAAAAAACUUCUGUUUAUUCUUAAAAUACACAGAAUCUAGGGUCCAAGAGCAAAAUUUUCUUGGCAUUCUUCAGUGUUUAUGGAGAAAAUACUUCAUUAGAAUGAAAAACUGAAACCUGGCUGCCUUGUAGGGUGAUUGUGAGGAUCAAAAAUGUAAAAAUGGUCCUUGUAUGUAGUAAAGAUAUAUAUGGACAUUGAGUGGUUAUAUGAUUAUUUUCUCCUCCUUUAAUUAAGUUUUCAUUAUUUACAUAAUUUUCUUUCAUAAGAAAUUUGAGGCCUUUAUAAGAGGGUCCACUCACUCCUUUCUAGGUGUCUACAGCCUUAACACUAAUUCAGAAAAAGAAUAAAGAAUGUGUGUCCUUGUA